AUGUUGGUGGACUACUCGAAAACUGACUGUCGGCGUAUUCUUCGAAGACACGAAGUUGAAGCAUACGCAAAGGUGGUCACUGCAUUUCGGGCGCAAGGUCUUUUAACUGGAGAGAAACGAAAACUUCUUGAAGACCUCCGCCGUUUGUUGAGCAUAGCUUGUGAUCGCCACAAGGCGGAAGUGCGACGUGCUGUAAAUGAUGAAGAAUUAGCGACCAUUUCCAAGUUUGUGUGCGGCCAAGACACUGAUGAAAACUGGGUUAUUGAAGGACGUCGGAUAGCACCGAUUUUGCAACGUGGUGUUCCGCAAACGGCCUUCUUGCCUGAAGCCGAUGCGGUUGCAAAAAAGUGGGCUUUCUUAAACUACCAGUUGCCUCAGCCUGCUGAAACAGCUGUUGUUCAUACGGAUUCGACAAACGACAGAGAACGAAACGAUGCCAAUCACCAGAAUGUAAAAUCACCAAGUCGUAUCGAAGCUGAUCUUAAGGAGAAUGAUAAUAAUGAGGCGAAAGUAUCAGUAACAUUGUUGGAAAACACUAUUGUUCAAGAUGGAGAUACGGUGUCUACCAUGGUGCCUGAGGCCGCUGUGGAAAUAACGUGUGAAGCUGAGGUACCAAAAUCCGAUCCAAUUUCCUGUGUGGUUGAAGAAAAAACCAGUCUUAUCACUGAGCUACCGAUGAGGCGCACUAUACACUAUGGACAAUCGAAUUCCAAACGCAUAUCAGUUUCGAUACCAUCCAAUGCUGAUGACAUCCCGCAUAACGUGCCGACAGUUCAAUCAAAACCAAUCAGUCAUACCUGCAUUUCUGGUAUCAAAAGGUCUCCCUCUGUUACGGAAUCCCUUCAAGUGACGAAUUUAGUGUCUGAAUUAGUCACUAAAACACCCAAGCCGGCCACAACUUCAGAUAGCACGACAAACGGUGUGGUCCCCUUUAUUUCAACUCGCAACUUUGUUAUUCGUCAGAACAACAUAUCGACUUCAUCUUCAGGGCCGUUACACAGUUCUCAAAGCGUUCAAAUUAAUAAGAUUCAAAGUAUCAAUCCGGCAAUCUCCGUUUCUGGACACAAUCGAAUAACAUCCACAGCUGUUACCUCGACAACACCAGGCUUGACCACUGUAGUGGUGACAGGCACAACUGGUCCAACUGCCUACGUCUCCCAAUCUGUAAACGCCUCGCGUAUAGUUAAAAACUACCCACCUGUUAUUGGCUACCAACCAAGUGUCCCGUCUACUACGCAGCUCUCUGCUUCCAGUAUCCUUGCUGAUACCAAAAAACACCAACAGCUGCAGCAACAACACUCUAUUGUUGUUCAACAGCAGCAGCCUCAAGUUGCAGGCUCAACUGCUGGAAAUGUGAUUGUUGUUCAUCGAGGUCACACAAAUCGUCUUGUGACCGCCAGUUCGGCAGUGCCGAGUUCGCCUCACGUGAGUCUUACGACAAAUUUGUCCUCCAAUUCAUCCACUUCAUUGCCGAUAGUAUCAACCUCAAGUCGUUCAGUUCGCAUCCUCCCUGUAAACACUCCUCUCGUCACCCCAGCCACCCCCGUUACUACGGCGACCGGCAACACCACCUAUACUCCUCUGCUCUCUGGAACCCAAUUACAAAAUUAUACUCAUCAACAUCUCCAUCAACCUAACUAUCGUCUCUCCAGUUCUACCACAAUCAUUUGCAAUGACCCCGAGCUACCAACAGGUGCUACCAACAUCGUGAAGAUGCCGAUUGGUGGUGGGCUGCUAUCGCGAUCCACGGUCUCUUCUAACCCAACCUUGGCAUCGAAUCCACCAGCACCAAGCCAGGUCAACUCUCCUGCACUGGUCAGCGUGCUAGAGCCCAAACGACCCCGUCUGGCCUUCGUGCCUGCUGCAGCUUCCCCCUCAGCUAGGCAACAAAUCCCAUGGAAAAAUGAGGAUGUAGAAUACUUAGUCUCCCAUCUUCGUGCUCUUCGGGCAGUCUUCGUUGACCCGUCCGCCCUAGAAGAACUCGAUGCCAACCAGGAAAAUUGUACACAAACCCUCAUUGCUUUGAGUUCCAUUCUCUCAUUCCUCCUCAACCUCGAAUCCAGAAGUUUCCUAGAUCAGACGGAGGGUCAAUUUCAUCUCGUACUGUCUGUGUUGAUUCAAUGCUUGGUGAACUGCCUCUCUCACAUGGCGCAACACAAAAUGCACGUCUCUGGUGAGGUCACAGCCGCACUUAUUGCCUCUCUUGUCUACAAUGAGGCUGUCCGCGAUUGGGUCUUCUCUCUCAACUCACUCAACUCAUUGCCACUGUGGCGGGUCAGAAUAGGUUGCUACGCCUUCAUCUUAAUCACUACUUUGAUUACGUCCGUGCAACAGUUUGGCAUUCCAUCUGACUUCACAAAGUUCCUCCUUCUAGCAGUGCGUGCUAUGAAGGUUAUCAGUGUAAAUGGGGGAGAGAGUGUUCAACUGAUGCAGACCUGGUUCGAUCACUGCAUUUCCCUCAUCAGUGCACUCUGUACCCUCCCUCCGAGUGAGGAGUACUGGAAACACAAAACUCGACGACAGGAACGAGCUAUAGAGUUGUCGGCCGCUUUGGGUACUAUUCUACUUCUCCAUGAGUACGAGGAACAGUCAGAGGGGUUGGAGACUCCAUCAAUGAAGAAAUUAGCAGAGUUGUGUGGGAACUUCUGCCUGCCUGGGAUAAAAGCCUCAAAGGAGUUAUGGAUAGACAUGAUGAUAGGCAUCCUUAGGCACUGUGCUUUGAAGUCACCGUUCAAAGUACGCCAUGAGGAAGAAUGCAAUUUGAAAUCCUAUUUCCUUUCUGUGGCCCUGCCUGAUGACGAUAGUCAACAAAUGUCUGCAAUCCUACGAGGUGGCGUAUAUUUGACACUCAAUCUACUCCCAUCAAUCGAGGGCACUAACACACCUCAACCCGGUGCGGCAAAUAGGGACCAGUUAACCGCCCUUCUCUUCACCAUUGGUGAUUUGAUGGUGAUUGUUGACUCCCUGUUACAGGCUCAUCUUGCCACACGUAAGAUGAUCGGAGUGGGUCGAAAAGCUCCCAGCCUAAUGGAUUCCAUGGGUACUUUCAGUUUUGCCCAACCGAGAAGUAUCUGUUUUGCAGUGGACCUAAAACAGGAUCUCAUUCGUUCCCUUUUGUCUAUGGUGCAUUCACAACCCCUAUUGGUUGCGAGCUUCGUGGAAUAUCCACGAGUGACGCAUAUCGAAUGCGUCUCCUCCACAGAUAGCACUGAAGUGACCGUUAAUGCACACGACAUAUUUUGGGCUCUAAUCAAUGCUUCCCAACGCGAUCCAGCCAGUCCCUUGGCCGUGGAGUGGACAAUUGUCCUCCUUGGUCUCCUCCUCAAACCUGUCAUCCAGUCAGACGAGGUGCUGCGAGCUGCAGCUUUCAUCAGUUUUCAUGGAUUCAAAAAUGCUGAGAACCUUCUAAUCCGAGGAUUUCAAAGGCUUGCCAGUGUGAGAGUGGCAACACCGACUUCGAAACUACUGGAUGACUCCCGGAUGAAGAGUCUUCUAGAUCAACCUGCAGAAGCCGCCGUCUUUGCCCAGAUAUCGAAGAUGCAUCCAGAUUUUGACAGAAUGAUAGUUAAACCUCUUCUCGAGGUGGCUAAACUAAGCGCCGCGUCUGUUGUCGACCUGCUUCAUCUCGUUCUAUCUCAGGAUUUGGAGAACUUCUGUCCAGAUUCCUGCUUGCUAGAUGCACGACUCAGGUUGCUUCAACCGCACUUUGUUAUCUCUCAGGUGAUAAAUCCGCUGAUGAGGUUCGGGGUGAAGAAUCCUUAUCGUGUGAUUCGUCGAUGUCCGAGUUUAUUCACUGCGGCGAUUAUGAAGGAGGACGAUCAAACUCGACUACUGACUGCUCUCUCCACACUGAACAUACUCCUUACUAAAAAGGAUCUUAGUUCCCUUGUGAAAAAAUACCCAUCCGUCUUGACUCGGAGUCGAGAGGACUUGCAAACGACACAUGACUACUUGACACGUGUUAUGGGUCUGGAGGGUUCAGGAGAGAUGGCGGGAGCAACAGCAACUCCACGAAGUGUUCAUCACACACGUCAUUCCACGCGUCUGCGUCUUGUUUUCUGUCCGGCUUGGCGAUUACCCCUCCGGCGCACCGUCACACGACACCUUCUUCUUCUCCUCGCCAAUCAAUGGCCACCUUCUCUCCCACAUUCUGCUCAGAUGUGGUCCGCUCACCGCUCACACCAGCGCACACGUCAAAGACAUGCAACACGGCGUCUCCACAGGACCAUCCUUACUCUAUCUCAUUGUCUCUCUUCCUCUCCUUUCAUAACCACUCGUGAUGAAGAAUCUCAAGACUACAUUGUUGGACAGCUGCUGACUUGUUCUCCCGAACAAUUUUCAUAUUGGCUUGAGUAUCACGAUGAACCGGAGGGGGAACGCGUGGAAGGUAGAGCUUUUAGUGCAAAGGAUGUUCGACAAUUUGAAAAGAUAUGCAAUACCUUGACCCCGGAGGAGAACUUCAUCAGAGAAGAGGAGGAUGAAGACUAUUCCGACAGUGAAUCGGAUACCUCAGAUUCGGAGUAUUGUCCUUGA
This is a messenger RNA of Echinococcus granulosus, 4533 nucleotides long. RefSeq names its product Protein EMSY. NCBI's taxonomy places the organism in Eukaryota, Metazoa, Platyhelminthes, Cestoda, Cyclophyllidea, Taeniidae. Gene Ontology annotation, biological process: regulation of DNA-templated transcription. Gene Ontology annotation, molecular function: double-stranded DNA binding. Gene Ontology annotation, cellular component: nucleoplasm. The record is from RefSeq and is a predicted model, not a curated record. The transcript is spliced from 14 exons. Bases 1 to 4533 code for a protein of 1510 amino acids.